Messenger RNA from Cyprinus carpio (common carp), 4829 nucleotides. Its product is annotated as fibrinogen C domain-containing protein 1. The record is from RefSeq and is a predicted model, not a curated record. NCBI's taxonomy places the organism in Eukaryota, Metazoa, Chordata, Actinopteri, Cypriniformes, Cyprinidae.
GCUAGGGAGGGGGGCGGAUUUCAGGAGCUCUCCACCACAAACGUGUGCUUACCACCACAGGAAUGAAGCAAAUCAAACGGACGCCCAGCACACAGUUAUUUUGCAUAACUUUAUGGUUUAUUAUCUAAAUCAGCGUCUUUUUUGUUUCUCAUAGACUUAACAGGGAAAGUUUUAUAUCUGAGGAGGAAUACCUGCCAACGAACGGAACGCAUCAUCCGCAAACCGUCACACCUUCGCCUCAGUUGAGGAGAUCGGAUCUGCUUUCGGACUGCAUUUUCUUGUUUGUUUCUUUUUGAGGGUGAGGGACAAGUCCCUUGAAGAUUCCAGAGAAUGGUAAAUGAUCGAUGGAAAAUCAUGAACAGUGUUUCAGAACUCGAGGAUGGACAGCAGCAUAAAUCGCAGAGGAUGAGCUGUAGCUAUCUCCUAUGCACCAUCCUGCUCUUUGUUGCUGUGUUACUGGCUGUCACAGUAACCGGGAUCAUCCUUCUGAUGAACCAUUACCAAGCGCCCAGCGGCCCAGAUGCCCCCCCUCUCAUCAGCACUAACCAGGAUGAGGGUAAUGCCCUGGUAACCAUCGAGAGAGGUGACGGCUCCCGCAUCAACAUCUUUAUUGACCCCAACUGCCCCGACUACAACAAUAACUUCCUGCGUCUAGAGGGUGUGCAGACCUCACUGCUGCACUCACUCACCGACCAUGACACUGAUCUAAAGUCAGUGAAAGGGCAAGAUCGGGCUCUGCUUGUUAAACUGGCCGAGGAGGUGGCCAAGCUGUCCGCCCAUGCCAGUCAGCUGAAGAUGGAGUACAACGCGCUUAGACAAGGCCAGAGCAACAUUGGACAGGAGCUCAGCACUCUACAGACUGAACAGGGCCGGCUUAUUCAGCUGCUGUCAGAGAGCCAGAUCAACAUGGUGAAAGUGGUGAACUCUGUGAGCGAUGCACUCAGCUCCAUGCAGAAGGAAACCGGAAACAUCAAGAGCCGUCUCAAGGCAGAUCUGCAGAGGGCUCCGGUGCACAGCGUCCGGCCCAAGGGCUGCGCCGGUGGAGAAGGUUCCAGACCCAGGGAUUGCAGUGACAUAUAUGCCAGCGGGCAAAGAGAGGAUGGUAUCUACUCUGUGUUCCCCACACAUUACCCAGCAGGCUUCCAGGUCUUCUGUGACAUGACUACUGAUGGGGGCGGAUGGACGGUGAUUCAACGCAGAGAAGAUGGCUCUGUUAACUUUUUCCGUGACUGGGAAGCUUAUCGUGAAGGAUUUGGCAAGAUAACAGGAGAGCACUGGCUUGGCAUGAAACGAAUCCAUGCACUUACCAUUCAAGCCAACUACGAGCUGAGGAUUGACUUGGAGGACUUUGAGAACAGUACCUCCUUUGCAAAGUAUGGCUCUUUUGGAGUGGGGUUGUUCUCUGUUGACCCAGAUGAGGAUGGCUACCCACUGAGCGUUGCGGACUACUCUGGCACGGCAGGCGACUCGCUGCUCAAACACAACGGGAUGAAAUUCACCACUAAGGACAAGGACAACGACCACUCUGAGAAUAACUGCGCGUCCUUCUACCAUGGCGCCUGGUGGUACCGCAACUGCCACACCUCCAACCUCAACGGACAGUACCUGCGUGGCCAACACACCUCAUAUGCCGAUGGCAUCGAGUGGUCAUCCUGGACGGGUUGGCAGUACUCGCUGAAGUUCACAGAGAUGAAGAUCAGGCCAACCAAGGAGGAGAAUAAAUGAGUGAGAACUAGAAACCUCAACUAGAAGAGCUCAAAGGUGGCUGUAGGUGUUAAGAGACACUCAAUGCAGAAAUGCAAGAACUUUCCAGCGACAACUUCUUUCUCAUGUUUCUGUUUCUAUCCAUCUUUCAAACCCCGUUUUUCCCACCAUCUUGUAGUGUUUGUGCUAACGCCCAAUGGGCCGAUGUUUUUCUCUUGAUCUAUUGUUCACAUCUCUGAAUAUUAUUACAAAACAUUGCAGGUAUUGUCAAAAAUGUACUAAUGGAAGAAAAAAAAAUGAUAGUUGUUGUCAAAAAAAAAAAAAAAGAAAAAAGAAAAAAGAAAAAAACUUCUGUAGCUGUGAAAUUUAGCAAGAACGUGUAGCUUUUCAUAAAAAUAAAGACUUUUAACUCUUCAGACAUCUGACGGAGAGGCAGCUUGUCCUAUGUUAUUUUCGUUCAGUGCUUAAUCAAUAACUCGUAGUUAAACAUGACAGUGUUGCUAUUGGCGUGUCCAGCCCUUGCUGUAAUAUCUGGGAGGUAACUAGAUUUUCCCACAUGACGAGUAAACACGUUAUUGACCACCAGGGAUGCUCAAAGAGAAUAUGUGUCACAGUGGUGGCUUUCAGAGUGAUGGGCCGCAACAGGCGCAUUUUUCACUCUGACAGGUCAGUCGGUGGAAGGUUUUAUCAGUAGAGAAGCUGAACGUCUCUCAGAAAACACAAUAACCCUUUGGUGUUACUGCCAGAUAGAAGAGUGUUGGAUUUUAUCUUAUGCACAGUAGGUCAGAUUCACCAGAAAUCACAAUGAGAUGGAUUGACAGAGCUUUAGGGCUUAACCUUGGAGAAGAUCUGAGAAUUGAACUUGGGUUCAACCUCUUUUUUGUUGUUGUGAACAGACCCGACUCUUCUGUUUUAAUAGUCAGAUCAUUUCAGUAGCUUAUUUAGUAGCUCAUUAGUUUGCCAUGAGUAUAUGAUCAUGUAUUAAUUUAAUGUCAUUUGUUUCAGGUAAACUGUGAAGUUCUCAAAAUCUUAUGCUGAAAGGAAUAGUUUACCCUAAAAUGCAAGGGGUCAAGAUUCGAAUUGCAUUUGGGCAUUUAAAGCAUGCAUAUUAGGCCUAUAACAAACAGACUGGCAAAAACACCAGUGCUUGGUAGGUUUUUAAGGCUCUUAAAAGUGUGAAAUUAACAACAAAAUACAUAUUUAUACAACAGUUAGUUCUCAGCCUGCUUAGUGGGGAUUCUUCAGCGACUCUUUAUGCAUGUUACAUUGUUACACCAGUAGGACGCAAUAAAUGAGUGAAUCCUUGAUUCAUUUACAUUCGAAAAACACAGAUUCAUUUGGAAACUAAACAAAAGGCUGUUUUAUGAGUGAACCAUUGAAUCAUUUACUUGCAUUAUUUGUUCAUAAAUAUGUUGGUUCAUUCAGAACGAAAGAGUGAUUAUUUAUAUGUCAACAGCUUACUGAUUUAUUCGAAAUAAUGAAUCAUUAAGGAAGAAACACCAAUGUUUGUUUGUUGCUCAGAGGCGUGCAACAAUUCUGUUUUGACUUUGUUUUCAUUGGUGGAGCAAAAAUAAAGUAUCUGGCAAUACAGUCUAAAUUUAUUUAACUGUUGUAUAACAUCAUGAAUGUGAAUGUAACUUGUCUUACUGAUUUUGGUGUAAACUAUUCCUAAUGUUGCUUCUCUUUCUGUUUGUAUUUUUUUUUUAAUCUAUGCAGACUUGGUUCACUAAUUUCUCUCUUUUUUUUCAUUUAUGGCACUGACAAUGAGCAUAUGUCAACUUUCCAAACAAUCAACUUGCAAUGUCCUUUUACCCAUUUACAUGUGUUUCAUGAGUCUUUGUAUUAGUUUUGACUGCACGAUUUUCAACAUGUCAACCUGCAGUUUUAUUUGUAUACUAAUGUAAUUUAUCCUGCGAAAUCCGUGUUAACUAACCCAGUGUUUGAAUGUGAAAAUCAGUUUCAUAAGUUUAUUUGUAUCUUUAUAUUUGUUGUGACUGUACAUUGAUUAUCCUAUCAAAGAUGAGCAUUGUCUGCACUUUAAACAGCAACAUCAAAAUACUAAUUACUAAUUAGAAUCACUUUUAUAUCUAUAUUGGAAGGAAUUAAAAAAAAAUAGUUUUAUGAAUCAAAGGAUAACUAAUCCCUCAGAUUAUUUAAAAAGUGCAAAGCAUUUCAAAAUCAGCCUGCUUUAUUCUUCAUUCAUGUUUCGAUGGCCAAUUGAACGCCAACCCCUACUGAAAAACCAAUUCUCCACCGUCAGAUGAGCUCAAAACUACAACAGAGCGAACCAAACUGACGGGUUUUGAUCAAGUUUGUGACACAUUCUCGCUCAAUAAAGAGAACCGCAGGCAUUUCUGUGAGGAGAAAUUGUUUAAGAAGAACGCCGCUAUGUAGAUUGAGUUUCACGGUCAAUUUUCUCUUGAAACCGUAGGAGGGCUUUCAAUGAUCCAGUUGUGAUGUACUAGCAUGCACAUUCAAAACGAAGAGAAAACACCAAUAAAAAAUAUCACCUCACCUCAUCCCACCAUGUUUUUUUUUUUUUUUUUUUUUUUUUUUUUUUUUGCUCUCCACAGGUAUUUUUAAAAGAAAUGUUGUUCUUUUUGGGUAUGAAACUGAUAAAUGUAAGAUAUGUACUGAGAUUGGUUUUGUUACGACAAAGAAGAGAACGUGCGACAGCUACUGCAUUUGGGGAAAGACAGAUUCUCAGUUCAUGUUGCUUUCUGUGAACUUCUUGGAACUCAGGAACCCCUGCCGAUGGCCUCUCAAACUACACCUGUCUGCUGACGGCACUUGCCAGUCAUCCGUGUAAAUAAUUUAACCGUGAAAUUGAGCAUGUCUUGCAGUAUAACAACACCCCAGGAUGACAAGAGGACAUUUUCCUUUCUUUACACAUCCUGCCCUCCUUAACAUUCCCUUUAAACUUACAAACCCAUCCUUUCUGACCAGCUAUAAAAGCUAUGAACGCAGAUACUGUACACUAUUAACAUUUGGUAUGCUCUGCUACAUUUUGGGAAUUAUGAUGGACUCAUAUUCCAUUUUAGGUCUUGUAUUAGCAGUAUUUUUUGUUGAUCAUUAAAAUGUGUUUAAUGAGUGACAUUUAAUAAACAUCCACACUUUCUAACAUA